GGGCGUUAACAUUAAGUGAAUUGACUAGUGUUUCAUUAAGCAAAUAUGAGAAGAAAAUAAGCUGACUGCAACAAUUCUGAUAAUUUUGCGGUUGUCAUCAAAGUAUAUAAGGGCUAAAUGGAAUAAAGGUCCAACAUUCACUUCGAUAAGCUGAGCAAGAAACUGUGUCGUGACAAACGUAUCCACAACUUUAAAAUGAAGAUCUGGUUGCUCCUCAUAGCUUUUGGCCUCGUUUUCGUUUCUGUUGAAUGCUCUUAUGUGCUGCCACCGAUACUGAGUUUGUCCGAAUUCCUCUGGCAAAAAACAGUUCAGCAACAUCAGGCUGCUCUGACUUCAUCCUUCAUUCAAGGACUUGUGAAUAUUUCGUUAGACCCUACCAGUUUCGGAGCAUAUAUGGUGCAGGACCCUCUUUAUUGCUACAUUGUCAAUAAAGUGCUUGACUUUGCCGCCACCAGAGUGAAAAAUAAUCCCGAGUUAAAGGAGUUUUUCGAAGCAAGAUCCAGCAGCUGUGAAAUGUAUUACAAAGCUCUUUUGAAAGAAUGGCAUAUAUCGAAUGUAACUGGAAUAAGCGCCGGAACUGCCAUUGUAGGAUACUUGAAACAUUUAUAUAUAGUACCAUACAAACUGGACCCCAUAUACGUCGUCGUUGCCCUAAUACCACGUGCACGGCUUUGGCCUUGGCUUGGCGGUCAGAUCGAUGCCGAAACGAGAAACUUUGGUGUCUACAGCAAAUGGGUGACCGAAAAUUUGAACCCUGGUUCUCGUGGUUAUGAAAAAUAUGAGGCAGUAAUUAACAACGCGGCUGAGCAGGGUCUUAUUGACAGCCAGAAGGCGUUGCAGGUGUACACACGUAGCAUGCAAGGGGAGGUGGACUUCUUCUCUUCUGUGUAAAAUCUGAAAAGAAAAUCAUGUGUUCAAAAUAAAGAUAUUCCUUUAUUUUAGUGUAUAUAAGUGCUCAUUUUAGUGUAUAAAAGUGCGCUGAUAAAGAAUUUUCAGCAACAA
Messenger RNA from Mercenaria mercenaria, 1002 nucleotides. RefSeq lists its product as uncharacterized. The coding region runs from base 196 to 891 and encodes 231 amino acids. The record is from RefSeq and is a predicted model, not a curated record. The transcript has 5 exons. NCBI's taxonomy places the organism in Eukaryota, Metazoa, Mollusca, Bivalvia, Venerida, Veneridae. Gene Ontology annotation, cellular component: cytosol.